Messenger RNA from Oncorhynchus gorbuscha (pink salmon), 2698 nucleotides. RefSeq names its product condensin-2 complex subunit H2-like. The coding region runs from base 116 to 2122 and encodes 668 amino acids. The record is from RefSeq and is a predicted model, not a curated record. Gene Ontology annotation, biological process: meiotic chromosome condensation; mitotic sister chromatid separation. Gene Ontology annotation, cellular component: nucleus; condensin complex. Lineage: Eukaryota; Metazoa; Chordata; Actinopteri; Salmoniformes; Salmonidae. Gene Ontology annotation, molecular function: chromatin binding. The transcript is spliced from 19 exons.
GGUGGACGCGCGGAUUUUUUGAAAAGGCUCCAAAGUUUAUCAACACAUAUUACAUGUUUUUAAAUUUGGGACACCUUUGUCUUUUGUGAAUCAACGCCUACAGUGAUUGGGAGCCAUGGACACAGUGGAGACUCGAUUCACCCAUUUGUUGCAGCCUAUCCGGGAGCUCACGAAAAACUGGGACAUUGAUGUAGCCUCGGAGUUGGCAGAUUAUCUAGAGGAGUUGGAUGAGAUGUGCAUCUCGUUAGAUGGGGGCAAAACCACUCUUAACUUUGCAGAGGCAGCGCUGCUCAUACAAGGCUCAGCAUGCAUUUACAGCAAGAAGGUGGAGCAUUUGUACAACCUGGUGUACCAAACUCUGGACUACAUCAAUGACAGAAACAAGAAGAAAGAGAAACGAGCAGUGACAUCUGGAGAGGAUGGCACGGAUGGGGCCUCAUCCAACAAUGCUAAUGAUGAUGACGGCGGGUUUGACUCCUUAGACCAGGAUACAACAGAUGUCUCACUGCAGUCAAAUGUGGACGUGGCCCCUCUUCCCCCAGAGUCCCUGAUUCCUCCUGAGGCGUUUGAGAAACAGAAGCUGCUUCUCAUUAGUCUGAAAGGAGAGGUGCUGGGCAGCUGUAAGGACUUCAGGAUGAACACGUUCUCUCCGGACACCCUGGGUAUCAUCCGCCUCUUCCUGGCCUCCUCUCAGUCCCACUUCCUCAGGGACGCCCUGUCUGACGCACCCCUGGUCCCCGUCACCCUGUUCGGGCACCAAGAUGACGCAGAGCUUGCAGCAGGGGAUGCCAUGUCGGGCGUUGCCGGGGACGAUGGUGCUGAUGCCGGUGCGGAGAACUUCCUGACCCUGGAGGACAACGGGAUGGAGAUGGACCAGGGACCUGAGGAACAUAUUGACAGACACCAGGCCCCCAGUGAAGGGAGGCUGUUGAGGGAGAGGGGAGGAGUCCAGCAGCUCUCUGAGGAGGAGCAGAAGAAACAGAGGAAGGCGGAGGAGAGGGCCCAGACGGCACACAUGUGGAGGUUACAUGACCUUUAUGAUACAGUGGGCGAGGACAAGCCUCUGAAAACAGGAAGAUGUUAUAAGGUUCCUCCGGGUUUGGAUGAUUCUGGGAAGCGGAAAAGGAAAGGCCUCUCUGCGCUGCAAGACUUCUGGACCUGGUACAUUGGCACCUAUGACCCCCGUGAACCCAGGCUAAAGAAUGGACCCACGUAUACAGACUUGAACUAUAUCUAUAUGAGUCAAAUGAAAGACAAGCUGAAGACCCGGAAGAGGCUUUUGCCCUUACAGGGUGUGUUUGUGUCUGACGAGGAGCUGAGAAGGACGUACCUGCAGCUGGACAAGAGAGAAGAGAGGGAGGAGGAGUUAGAGGGCCUCAGACACCACGACCUGCUAGGCCUGCUCGAUGACCUCUCUGACAACGAACAUGACCCUUUGACUGAUGAAGCCCCGGCUGACUUCCUGAGUGGACAGGACUUCGUACCAGGUAGACACUGUCCUGUCUGUCUAUCUCUCAGACCACAUUCACUCCUGCUAUUAACUGCACAUAUUCUAAGGCAAGGUGUAAACGGAGCCAUGAGGUCUCGACUGUGUGACUGUAGAGUUGGACUAAUGUAUGCAAUCCUAGGCAAAGAUUGUAUAGUUCUGAGUAUGAUUACAAUGUUUCUGUCGCUGCCAAGGGCAGACAUGGACGGACUGAGUUACGAAGACCUGGUGAAGAAGAGUGUGGAGCAGUUCCUAGUGAACUCCCAGGGUUAUGCCCAGGAGACGGCGCUGUCGAAAAGAGUGAAGGAAUGGGAGGAUAAAAUACGACCGGAACUCGCCUAUCAGGAGGUGCGUGCUACCUUUGACAUCCAUGACUAUGGGGACAGGAUCGUAGUGGCUUUGAGCAGUGUGGGCCAGAGGAGGACCUUCUCCUCUAUAGUCCACGGCAUGGACAACUUUGAGGCCUGCAAGUACAUGCUGGCUUCCCUUCAACUGGCCAACGACUACACAGUGGAGAUCGACAGGAGUGAGGGUCUCGAGGAAAGCAUCGACACCAUGGGACUCACUCUGCUCAGCAAACACCGGGCCAACCAACGAUUCAAGAAAGCCCCUGCAGCAACCUCCGACCCUAUAUGACCCAGACAUCUCCUGAUCCUGUGUGUGUGUGUGUGUGUGUGUGUGUGCACUCUUGCCUCCUACUGACUCCGUGGGGGACUAGAGACCCAUUACUCUGAAAAGUUGUACGCACUCCUGUGUGUGACGCCACUUGUGCCUACCGGACCACUGGUACUGACCUGCUCUAUCAACAACCUGGCUGCACCUAUUCUCUCCUCACGUACUUGCUCUUUAAUUUCACUCAACCUGUCUAUUGUUUGAUCUUUGGUGUCUCUGUCCUCUGUAUGUCUUGUCUAUGUGUAUCAUGUCUGUGUAUUCCUCUGGUUCUGUCAAGAGAAAUAAUCUCUCUUUACCUCAUUCACCUGCAUCUACACAAUAUAUUAACCAGAUGUGGCACUCAGGGUAUGUUGGUAGUAUUGACAGACCCUAAGAAUUAUCACCCUGUUCACAAUGUUUGCCUUCGUAUCUAUGGCAAUUCUAUACGUUGGUUUUUAUUUGCAUAUUUGUCCAAGUGGUGUAGAACUCAUACAUUUUCUAUAUCAGAUGAGAGGACUUAAGAAAAAUGUGAUCAUUCAAGAGAACAACCUAAAUUGGGAA